GCUGGGCACUUCUGAACAAGAACAUGGAAGUUGCACAAAAGCACAAAACUGCAGGAAGGAUUAACUUAUCCUACUGAAAGCUGCACUGCCAAGGUGGCACCAGAGCCUGAAAAUGCCUAUUUCUUUUCCAGCCCCACAGUCUGAUUGCUAAAUAGAGCUAUCUACACAACUAAAUAUUUAAAGCAAAAAAGCAGCUAGUAAACAUGAAGCAGUCUUCCCACCCAAGACAGUUUGUGGUUAAUAGAUGUUCUCAGCAACUCCAAACUGCUAUCAUCACUCCAAGCAGCAGAAACUGUAAAUGACAAAGCAAGUUUAGCUUCCUCUGUAUCAGAGAAUUCCUCAGGGGUAACGAAGCUCUAGGAUACAUUCUUCUCCCCGUGCCAUAUACCACUUUCUACUGCAGGAUGGGAAGUUUUCCAGCCCUGCUGCUCCUGCUGGUGCUACCAGGAUCACACAUGGCAGCAGAGGACACACAAGUCUUUCUGCAAGUACCAGGAGAGUCCUUCAGAGCUAACUGCUCAUACGACGUGCACAAGCACUCACGUGAGAAGAAAUUCUGGUGCAAGGAACAAUCAGAAAAACAUUGUCCAGUCUUACCCUUGAGCUUCCCUUCAGAAGAAAGGAUUGCUCCUAGCCCUGCACUGCACCCUCCAGCUGAGCUGAGAGACUCUGGAGGCGGUUGGUUUUCUGUAAUCAUGACAGCACUUCGAAAAGAGGAUUCUGGCACAUACCAGUGUGGAGUUUGGGUUGAAAUGAAGCAAGUUUUGCUGCAAAGAAUACGGAUGGUGGUUUCACCUAAGGAACCUGUAACAGUGUUUGCCAAAAAAGGGAAAUCUCUGUUCCUCCACUGCUCCUAUUCUGCACCAAUCAACACUGGAGAACUUCAACAUUUUAUUUGGUGCAAAAUGGUGUCCCAAAUUACUUGUCACCCUAUUAUCAGAGGUAAUGCUGAUCAAAGUAUUGUUAAAGCAGAGAGGACUGAAAUGAUGAAUGACUUCUCAUGGAAAAUGAUUAGAAUGUGGCUGAAAAAGCUCCAACUUAAUGACUCAGGAGAGUAUCGUCUUGAGAGCCAUCUCCAGGGGAGAAACAAACUACUGAGGAGGAUCGUGCUGAAAGUUUUGGCCAGUGCAGAAAGCAGCAAAGCAGAAAGCACUGAGUGGAAACAAUCUGAUCUUUCUGACCGGACUGAAAAACGCAGGAGGGGAGGGGAAAAGUGGAAUAUGGAUGGCAGCCCCACAGACAACAGCAGAAAGGACCAGAGGACUCCCUAUGCUGUCAUGGUGCUGAUUUCCCUGCUGGCUACGGCUGCCCUGAUCGCUACUGUUACACUCAUCACCAGCUGCAUCGGGAAGAAAAGAGCAGGAAAAGAGAUGGACUUUGACAGACACCCUGCUUUCAGAAGGGGAGUGCUACAGGAAGGAAGAGAAAAAGCAAGUAGAAUAUCAGAUGGGGACCACAGUGAGAGUACGAUAUAUGCUGCAAUAAGGCACCAACCUCGACCCAAACCUGAAGAUGUGAUGUAUGUCAACAUACAGCCUUCACCGAAAGUUUCCUUCCUUCAGGAACCACCUGGGAGCUCACAUCCCUCAGGGCCUGUGGAAUAUGCUACCCUUAUCUUCAAGGACACAGCUCCACAGUCUGAAAUUGAAGAGAGAAGAACAGGCCCACUGAAAGAAAGCAGCACAAAGCCUUCAGCUUAUUGAUGGAACGCUGCUGAACUGAGCUUAGAAACAACCCGCACGUAACCAAUUGCUGGAGAUGCGUACACACAGCACUGCUGAAAGGAUGAGACACAUGGAUGCACAAAUCUUCCCUGAAAAACAACCAAACUUUUCUAAUAGCACAGCAGCACAAUUCAGCUAUCAUGAACAAACACUGUGAAAGGCUGGGGCGUAUUUGCCUUCUGUUCAGGGCUCUAUUUUUAAGCAGUGAGCAACUAUAAGCCCGACUUCAGGAAACAGGCGGGCUGUGAUAGCAGCAGAUCCAGUGCCACAGCCAGCAAUGGGCUGCGAGAUAUGGGAGCACAGCACUUCUGCUUGGACUUCCAACUCACUUAAAUAUCUGCAUGUGAAAUGUUAAUUACUGCCCACUGAUUAGGACCAAAACAGCAAAAUGGUAAAAGUACCUGCUGAAUUUCAGCACAGUUGUUUUGCGUACUUCAGGGAGACAAGUAACGCUCUCAGUUUCAACAGCAACAAGUAAUGCCUGGUUUCACCAAACCAGGGCUUUGCUGAAUAGUAUUUGUCCACUUAAAAUGUCUUCAGUCUGAACAUACAGUUGCAGAAUUCAGACUGUAUGUAUAACUUUGGGUUUCCUUGCCUUCCCUGCUUGUUUAUUAAUGCCACACUCGUGCUACAGCAUAACUCUGUCUUGGCUCUGUUAUAAGUUUCACUCAUUCUGAUCAAACUACUGAAUCCUGUUAUCGUGGUGAUCAACACCCCUAGGAAUGAUGGAUAACUCCUAGAAUAAAGCUGACUAAGAUUCUCACCUCAGCUCUCUGAGUUGGAUCCACAGCUGCUGAACAUGACACAGAAAUGGCUUUUGUUUUUUUAUAUUACAACUGGGAGAAAAGGAACGUGAAAAGGCACAGUCAGCAAUUAAUCAUAUCACCUGCACAGAAACUCCACUUUGCCUGCGGGUUCUUCUCCAUUUCUGAGGAGACGUGGGGAGAGGAGAGGGGAGAGAAGAUGAAACUUCUCUUGCCAAGUCUGAUGUGGCUACAGGACAUCAGGGUCUUUGCUGUUAAAGCUGAGAUGACUUUGUCACUCUAUCGCAAAUUCUCUGAAAACAGUACCAGAAAAAAAACAUUAAAAUAACUGCUAACUAUAUGUGUGUGUGCUUUU
Molecule: messenger RNA, 2843 nt
Organism: Tympanuchus pallidicinctus (lesser prairie-chicken)
Lineage: Eukaryota; Metazoa; Chordata; Aves; Galliformes; Phasianidae
Exons: 8
Coding region: 405-1703 (432 amino acids)
Cellular component (GO): cell surface
Molecular function (GO): signaling receptor activity
Source: RefSeq, a predicted model, not a curated record